Contarinia nasturtii (swede midge) is the source of this 2033-nucleotide messenger RNA. RefSeq names its product ribonucleoside-diphosphate reductase subunit M2 B (gene RnrS). Bases 376 to 1590 code for a protein of 404 amino acids. The record is from RefSeq and is a predicted model, not a curated record. Gene Ontology annotation, biological process: deoxyribonucleotide biosynthetic process. Gene Ontology annotation, cellular component: cytosol. Gene Ontology annotation, molecular function: ribonucleoside-diphosphate reductase activity, thioredoxin disulfide as acceptor. NCBI's taxonomy places the organism in Eukaryota, Metazoa, Arthropoda, Insecta, Diptera, Cecidomyiidae. The transcript has 3 exons.
UUAGGGUUACUCUGCCGCCAGAAACAUUCAAUGUGUGACAAUCGAAUGCAUAAAGUCAACUAACAUUUUCAUCGGGCGGCUAUUAUUUGGCAACAGUUUGAGAGCAUCGGACACGAAUUUAAAUCAAUUCAUAAAAUAGCAUCAAUUUUUUUUGUUCAUUGACUAAGGACAUUUCUAGAAUUUCAAACAACAUUUUUUUGUCUAAGUUUUGGAAAUUGUUUGCAUUGCACAAAUAAUUUAUUUUAAAUACAAUUUUUGUUUGUUCGACGCAACGGUGUUGAAGUUGUUGUGAAUUUUUAAAGCGAAUUUUUCUGCAUUAGUUUCAAAGUCAAUUUCUUUGUGUGAAGGAAAAAAAAAGCGAAAUCACCAUCAACCAUGAUUCGCUCAGAUGAACGAUUUGUUUUAGGAAGCAAAGAAAAUUUGACAGAAAAUAUGGAAGCAUUUAGCUUAAAGAGUCCACGCAAAGCGAUUUCUGGUCCAACCGUUGAUGGUGCAUCACCAAAUAAAAUGCGUAAAUUUAAUAUGGAGGAAGAGAGCAAAGACAACGAAAUUGCCAAGAAAAAUGAAUUUUCCGCUCACAAAUCCGAACCGACAAUGAAAUUCGAUCCACAACUUGAACCAUUACUUCGUGAAAAUCCAAAACGUUUCGUCGUUUUCCCGAUUCAAUACAAAGACAUUUGGGACAUGUACAAAAAGGCUGAAGCAUCAUUUUGGACGGUCGAAGAAGUUGAUUUGACAAAGGAUAUGGAACAUUGGAACGUUAAAUUGAACGAAAACGAACGUAAUUUCAUAAAACAUGUGUUGGCAUUCUUUGCCGCAUCCGAUGGCAUUGUCAAUGAAAAUUUGGUCGAACGUUUCAGUCAAGAGGUACAAGUGACUGAAGCCCGUUUCUUUUAUGGUUUUCAAAUGGCAAUCGAAAAUGUUCACUCUGAAAUGUACAGUUUGUUGAUUCAACAAUACAGCCGCGAUGACGACGAGCGUAACUUUUUAUUCAAUGCCAUUGAAACGUUGCCAUGUGUUAAGCAGAAGGCCGAUUGGGCACUCCAAUGGAUUGGUAGCAAAACGGCCACAUUUGGUGAACGUGUCGUUGCAUUUGCCGCUGUUGAAGGUAUUUUCUUUAGCGGUAGCUUUGCAUCGAUCUUCUGGUUGAAGAAACGUGGCCUUAUGCCCGGUUUGACAUUCUCCAACGAAUUGAUUUCACGUGACGAAGGUAUGCAUUGUGAUUUUGCAUGUUUGAUGUUUAAGCACGUCGUUCAGAAACCAUCACCGGAACGUGUUCGUGAAAUUAUUGUUGAAGCGGUGAAAAUCGAACAGGAAUUCUUGUCGGUUGCAUUGCCCGUUUCAAUGUUGGGUAUGAACUGUGCCGAUAUGUGCACAUACAUUGAAUUUGUUGCCGAUCGUUUGCUGGGCGAACUCAAUUGUGAUCCAGUUUACAAGGUAAAAAAUCCAUUCAAAUUCAUGGAUUUCAUUUCGCUGCAAGGCAAGACGAACUUCUUCGAAAAACGUGUCGGCGAAUAUGCCAAAAGCCACAAGACAACCGAAAAGAAGUCGGAAGAUGCCGGCUCAUUCUCAUUGGACGCCGAUUUUUAAAUCGAAUGCAAAACAAACAUUUUUUUUUUCACAUUUCAUAUAACUAUUUUGAAAAAUAUAUUUUUUUUUUUCGUCUUUUAAGUCUAAGCCAAAACAAUCAUUUCUUUAUAGCUUUAAAUUAGUUUGUAGAUUUUUUUUUUCUGCAUGAGAUUGUUUCUUUGACAGUCUCUGCGACUGAAUAGAAUAACAGCAACCGACUUCAUAUAGAUUUAUAGGUUCAUCUUUCGCAUAUAUUGACACUUUUUUUGUCUAUUUCUCACACUUUCAAUAUAUUCUUAAUUUUGUCCACAACAUUGACUUUGAUAAAUUAAAAUAAAAUCAUACAAUGUAACCAAUUCAUCAAAACUUUGACCAAAUGACAUAAUGAAACCAACUGAUGCAAUGACUUAUUAAACAGAAAAUAAAACUGUUUACAUUAAUAUAUUUAAAAGUAAAACAAUAAU